GGCCUGGAGGAUAACAGCGGAGGAUUCAAACGGAACAUGGCAGCCGGUAAAGAUGUCGAUGAAAACACUCAAAAUACACGAGGAACACUGAGCAACAUGGUGACCAACAACGAGGACUCACCCGGAGGCUCCCGGGCCGGCCGACCACCCGUCAUCUUCAAUCCAGACUUCUUCGUGGAGAAGCUCCGCCACGAGAACCCGGAUGUUUUCCUGGAGCUGGUGUUGAGUAACAUCACUCGCCUCAUCGACCUUCCUGGCACAGAGUUCGCUCAGCUUCUCGGCGAGGAGAGUCCCAAGACGCCAACGGGUGGAAAUGGAGGCUUCUUUCGCUCCUUCAACUUCCUCAAACGCAAAGAUAAAGGUGUCGUGUUUGGAACCCCACUGACAGAGAGCUGCAUCGCCCAGAUCUACCAGCUCAUAGAGUACCUCAGCAAAAAUCUGCAUGUGGAGGGUUUGUUCCGUGUGCCGGGGAACAGUGUCCGGCAGCAGACCCUGAAGGAGCUCCUCAACAGCGGGGCCGAUGUGGACCUGGACUCCGGGGACUUUCACCCCAACGACGUGGCCACACUGCUCAAGACUUUCCUGGGAGAGCUGCCUGAGCCUCUGCUCACACACCGACACUUCCACGCACACCUAAAGAUAGCAGAUAUGACUCUGUUUGACGAACACGGCAACAAGACGGCGGUCCCCAACAAGGAGCGUCAGAUAGAAGCCCUGCAGCUCCUCUUCCUGCUGUUACCUCAGGCCAACCGCUCUCUGCUCAAGCUGCUGCUGGACCUGCUCUACCACACGGCCAAGCAGCAGGACAAGAACAAGAUGUCCGCCUUCAACCUGGCACUCAUGUUUGCCCCGCACGUCCUCUGGCCCCGACAUAUGACCGCCGGAGACCUGAAGGACAAUCUGAAGAAGCUGAACAACAGCAUGGCCUUUCUCAUCAAACACUCACAGAAACUCUUCAGGGCUCCAGCCUACCUGAGGGACUACGCCAAAGUUCACUUCACUGGGACCAAAGCGCUGCAGACCAAGGAUGAUCUGGAGCUGCUGGCGGCGAGCAGCUCUCCCUCUCAGAGGCGAGUGUUGCCCCAGAAGAGGACGGCCGCUCUGGGCCCCGGCUCUCAGGAGCAAUACCAAUCACCUGCUCAACAAUACACAGAGGAGGCUCUGAAGGAGCUCUUCAGACACGUCCACCACAACAUGCCCGACUCAGCCAAGAAGAAGAAGCUCGUCAGACAGUUAGUCAAACAGACGACCUCAGGGACGCCGACCAACGAGCAUCAUCAAGGCCCUCCAGCUCCCAGCAAGAAACAUCCCCGCUCCCGCUCCUUUGGGGGACUCAUCAAGCGUAAAGCUCGAGGCGAGCAGCUGACAGCGGAGCGGCGAGGCAGACACAUCUCCCCCGAUACCGUCACCAGAACAGGAAGGAAAGCCGGCAAAGAAAACGUCAUCCUGCAAUCUGUGAACAGUCCACUAAACGGUCCUGUCUUGGGGAAGGCGGGGCUGGUUGUAAAAAACCCAGAUUUUACUUUCCACAAGCACAAAGUUCUGAAAGUUUCUAAGAGAAGUGUCAGCUAUAAAUUCCUCUCCUCAUCCAUCCAUCCAUCCCUCCAUCCACCUCCCGUCUCUCAGCAGGACUCUCCCUCCGUCACCAGGACGUAUUUCUCUCCGGCUUAAGAGACAACACCUCCUCCUCCUCCUCGUCCUCGUCCUCGUCCUCUGGAGCAGGACCUGGGCAGUAUUAAUAUUAUUAUUCCCCCGUGUUUAUCUCGGUGCUUUCAUGGUAGUACGUUUGAUUUAACUGUGACUAACAUACAGCGGCUUGAGUCUCCGCCAGAGCAGCCAAACCAACGCUCAGAACUCCUCCUGCUCGUUCAUCAAGACCGGAGAGAGUUUCCACUUCUCACUUCUUCUGUGAGGAACUUCUGAUAUUCUUUAAAUCUAGUUAAGAUCCUGAAUGAUGGUCCAAGCUUUUAAAUCUUGCUCUUUUCAAAUCACAGGAUAUCCUUUGUUUAUAUUUCCUCUUCGUUUGGACGUCACUUUGAAGAAGAUCAUGUUUUGAAACGUGAAACUUCUCACCCAUGAGCGUCAGGGAAUGCACGAUAUAAUCUUCCUCGUGCCGCACGUCUUCAGACUUUCAUACUGAUCCAUUUACCUCCUCCGUCCCGCCAUCAAGCCUCUGUGACCUUCACACGGAAGGCGAGGGGUGAACGUGUCUCGCCUUGAGCCUGUGAUUUGAAAAGAGCUUCCUUUUACGAGCGACCUGGCCGAGACCGAAGUGUCAAAAGCUCCAGGCGAGAACAAGCAGAAAAUGAGUCCUGGUGUACAAAUCCUCCAGGUGCAGAGCAACUCAUGGAAGGAUUGGUUGUCCUGCAGGGGGCGCCCUGACUUCACACAUGGACCGAGUGUUUGACAGUGUGUUUGGUUUUUACAGCACAUGUUCUGAGCUCAUCUCUCCAGUACGAGCGAUGAGAGACGAAGCACCUGUGAUUAAAUCUCUUCAUCUUCUGGAUCUCUGCGCGUUGGUUUGGCUCCGCCGGCCUCAGACCGGCUUGUGCCAGUAAUAACUUGAACUUUUGUAAUCUGCUGUAUCAGAAACGAUGACCACUAACCGUCCGCCGUAGAGUGUAGGGUGUGUAUACAUGUUGUACAGUCUGUGUUUACGUUUUUUAGAGUGUGUUGGUUACUGGAAAACGAUGUGUGUGUGUAUGUGUGUGUGUGUUGUACAGAAUGAGUGAGCAGGUCACUUUAUAUUUUAAUGUUUCUCCUUCGUGUACGAGCUGGAUUCAACUCUUCUUUUAACACACUUUAUGAUGAAAACACUAGAGCUCUCUCAGAAAGGAGACGUUACAUUCCCAGAGUGUCGGAUGAAAUUAUUAAAUUAUUAUUUUUUUAAGGUGAAAAGUUAAAAAACGAAAGUGUGUCGAUGGUUUUACGUGAAGUCUGAGUUUACUCUGGUUGUGGAGCAGAGAUCGGUUACAGUCAGGUGGACUCCUUCUGGCGUCUGAGGAUAGAGAGAAAGGAAAUGAAGAAGUAGGAAAGGAGGAAGGUUGCAGCAUUAAGAGGAUUCUGUUAGAUCUUCUAAAAGCUGUGUUUAGAACCUGAGCUUUGUGUAGUCGUUUACCUCAAAACCAGCCUAAAGAAUCCUCCAGGAUCUUCCCUUAACACAAAAACCUGUACGAUCCAAAGCGCCGUUUCCUUCAACUCUACUCAGACUUCACUCAAAUUGAGAUCGGUUACAGUCAGGUGGACUCCUUCUGGUGUCUGAGGCCACCAUCUCGAUCUGAGGACAGAGAGAAAGGAAAUGAAGAAGUAGGAAAGGAGGAAGGUUGCAGAAUUAAGAGGUUUCUGAUAGAUCUUCUAAAAGCCGUGUUUAGAGCCCGAGCUUUGUGCAGACAUUUACUUCAAAAUAAGCUCAAAGAAUCCUCCAGGAUCUUCCCUGAGCACAAAAACCUGUAUGAUCCAAAUCGCUGUUUCCUUCAACUCUGCUCAGACUUCACUCGACUUGAGAUCGGUUACAGUCAGGUGGACUCCUUCAGGCGUCUGAGGCUACGCUCUUGGUCUGAGGAGAGAGAGAAAGGAAAUGAAGAAGUAGGAAAGGAGGAAGGUUGCAGCAUUAAGAGGUUUCUGAUAGAUCUUCUAAAAGCCGUGUUUAGAGCCUGAGCUUUGUGCAGACAUUUGCUUCAUCACAAGCCUAAAGAAUCCUCCAGGAUCUUCCCUUAACACAAAAACCUGUACGAUCCAAAGCGCUGUUUCCUUCAACUCUACUCAGACUUCACUCGACUUGAGAUCGGUUACAGUCAGGUGGACUCCUUCAGGCGUCUGAGGCCAUGAUCUUGGUCUGAGGAGAGAGAAAGAAAGGAAAUGAAGAAGUAGGAAAGGAGGAAGGAUGCAGCAUUAAGAGGUUUCUGAUAGAUCUUAUAAAAGCCGUGUUUAGAGCCCGAGCUUUGUGCAGACAUUUGCUUCAUCACAAGCCUAAAGAAUCCUCCAGGAUCUUCCCUUAACACAAAAACCUGUACGAUCCAAAGCGCCAUUUCCUUCAACUCUCCUCAGACUUCACUCAAAUUGAGAUCGGUUACAGUCAGGUGGACUCCUUCUUGUGUCUGAGGCUACGAUCUCGGUCUGAGGAGAGAAAAAGAAAGGAACUGAAGAAGUAGGAAAGGAGGAAGGUUGCAGCAUUAAGAGGUUUCUGAUAGAUCUUCUAAAAGCCGUGUUUAGAGCCCGAGCUUUGUGCAGACAUUUGCUUCAUCACAAGCCUAAAGAAUCCUCCAGGAUCUUCCCUUAACACAAAAACCGGUACGAUCCAAAGUGCCGUUUCCUUCAGCUCUACUCAGACUUCACUCGACUUGAGAUCGGCUACAGUCGGGUGGACUCCUUCUGGUGCCUGAGGCUACGCUCUCGGUCUGAGGAGAGAGAGAGAAAGGAAAUAAAGAAGUAGGAAAGGAGGAAGGUUGCAGCAUUAAGAGGAUUCUGUUAGAUCUUCUAAAAGCUGUGUUUAGAACCUGAGCUUUGUGCAGACAUUUACCUCAAAACAACCCUAAAGAAUCAUCCAGGAUCUUCCCUUAACACAAAAACCUGUACGAUCCAAAGCGCCGUUUCCUUCAACUUUACUCAGACUUCACUCAAAUUGAGAUCGGUUACAGUCAGGUGGACUCCUUCUGGUGCCUGAGGGCACCAUCUCAGUCUGAGGAGAGAGAAAGAAAGGAAACGAAGAAGUAGGAAAGGAGGAAGGUUGCAGCAUUAAGAGCUUCCUGGCGGUCUGCAUUGAUCUUCUAAAAGCCGUGUUUAGAGCCCGAGCAUCCUCCAGGAUCUUCCCUUAACACAAAAACCUGUACGAUCCAAAGAGCCAUUUCCUUCAGCUCUACUCAGACUUCACUCGACUUAACCGACCUCUGCUCAGUUUGUGUCGUAGCACACACGGAUGAACCGCUACCAGCUCUAAAUAAAACCCCAGAAGUUGCUGAUUUUGCAGAAUGAUGGGAGAAAUCUCUUGGAUAAUCUUCGAUGAACGGUUUAUAACUUGUAUGCCGUGUUUGUUUUUUCUCUGCCGGGUGUUUGGAGUCUGUUACCGGAGCAUCUUGGUGUCUUUGAAGGUGUUGUGGACGUUGUCAUGAAGGGUCUGUUGAAAGUGAUAAAGAUGGAUGCAGAUGGAUAUUUAAACCUUAAACUUUUAUAUUUGACUUUUUUUUGAACGUUUUGUUUCGGAUCAAUCCGAGCGGAUUCAUCUCAGGAGGGGAAUACGCGUCAAACUUUAAACUGGGAUCUCCCCGAGGCGUCUUCAGGCAGCUUCUAACGGACGUGUUUGCACAGAGAGCAAACUGACGCUGAGGACAGAUCGCCGUCUUUCUGUAUGGGAGAAUUAACGAGACAUAUUUAAGGUACUUUGUUUAUUUUUGUCCCCCCCAAGACCUCAGCUGUUACUCUGAAACACUGUCUCACUGUCAGUGUUGCAUUAAUAUGUUGUUUUUUCCCCCUGACUUAAAUGUGACACUUUGUUACUGAUAUCUUUUUGUACACGAGUUCCUCUGGACAUGAUUUAAGCACUUCAUCUGGAGGUAAAGUUUAAACCCCUUUCAGUGAACUCCUCUUCUGUGGUAACCUGUUUGUAUUUUGGUGUAAAAUAAGUUAACCCUGUACAGAUGAUUGGUCAAACAUCCACUUUGGAUUAAAACUUUUUUAUGUUUUCCAAACUAAA
This is a messenger RNA of Notolabrus celidotus (New Zealand spotty), 5689 nucleotides long. Its product is annotated as rho GTPase-activating protein 19-like. Lineage: Eukaryota; Metazoa; Chordata; Actinopteri; Labriformes; Labridae. Gene Ontology annotation, biological process: regulation of small GTPase mediated signal transduction; signal transduction. The transcript has 12 exons. Gene Ontology annotation, molecular function: GTPase activator activity. The record is from RefSeq and is a predicted model, not a curated record. The coding region runs from base 37 to 1671 and encodes 544 amino acids. Gene Ontology annotation, cellular component: cytoplasm.